CCUGCAACACUUCGCCUCACUAGAAUCGAACCGAAAACAAACAUGUGGACGGACAGAAGCUCCGGGGACAUGAUGUCCAAGAGCGAGAUCCUGAGGGACAUCAUCACCGAGAAGCUGAGCACCGCGGCCCGGGAGAUCCUGGCCGUGAUGGAGAGGACCGUGUCCGGGUUCGAGGAGGAGGCGGCGGGCUUCAGGCUGGAGGUGGAGCAGCAGAGGAGGCAGAUGGAGGCGCUGCUGCAGCCAAGGGUCCGACUGGAGAGAAGAGCCCUGAACCCAGAUGUGGACCGCCAUGAUGUGGUUGUUAUAAAUGAAGAGGAGGAGGAAGAAGAGGAGGAAGAGGAGCACACACAGCAGCCAGAUGUGGAGGACAGCGGGGGACUCGGCAUCCUCUGGUACGACGGGGACGAUGAUGAUGAUGAUGAGUGUAAAGAUGAAGAGGAGCACAUGAAACCAACAACAAGCUAUAGAAAGAAACGAGAAGAUGCUCAGGACCCCGAUUAUCAAAUACCGUCAAGGACGUUUACACCCAGAGUUCAGUCUGGCAGGAGGAAGCCCGGCCGCCCUCGGAUCCUGGACACACAGAACCACGUGGAUCUCAAGAUCCGCAUCCUGGAGGACUCGCACACCGACGUGCUCACGCAGAACGUGUUUCAGACAUGUCCCCUGCAGGAGCUGCAGUGUCCCCGCGGUCUCCAGGAGACGGACUUCCUGCGGCUGCUCAGGUCCUCCUUCCCUCAGCUGGCGGCCGAUCAACCGUUUGACGUCUUCACGACCGACAGGAGCAGGAAGCUGCAGCGUCUGCGAGUCCGGACGCUGACGCCGGAGGAGAUCCAGCGGAGCAUCGGGUCGACAGGAGCAGGAAAGUCCUCACUCUACAUCCGACCCAAGAGUGGAGACGAUCCUCUGCUCGGCACUGGAGACCUUCAUCCUCUGCAGAGACAAGACGCCACACGAGAUUCUGCGUCCGGCUCCGUGACGCCGACGGCCGAUCAAACCGAAAUGCACGAGAGCUCGUCGUCUCCCAGAGGUCAACCUGAGAAGAGGAGGCGGGGUCGACCUCGGCUCAGUGACUCAUCCGAUCACCACUCUCUCAGGAUCUGCUUGGUGGAAGAUUCCCCCUCGGGCGUGCUCUCAAAAAGCGUGUUGAUGAAAUCCUCAGUCCAGCACCUGAAGUGUCCUCGAGGGCUCCAGGAGCCGGACUUCCUGGACCUGUUGAAGUCCACCUUCCCUCAACUGACCGGAGACAACAACAUGUUUGAAGUGUUCAAAUCCGACCGGAGCAGGAAACUCCAGCGGCUCAAAGUCCGGACCCUGACACCAGAGGACAUCUGCAGGAGCCUGAAGGCCACUGGGAUUGAAAGAACCCUGAUUUACAUCAAACAGAAGACUAAAGAGGAGGAGGAGGAGAAGGAGGAGGAAGAUCUUCAACUCUUACCGAGAAAGGUAGAGGCCACAGAUGAUUCUCAGUCCCCUGUCGCCACGGUGAUGAACAGAGGAGAAGCAGGAAGUGGUUCAAGCAGCUCAGCGUCACAACACAACGUGGAGCCAGAGGAAGCUGCUGAGAGCGAAGUGGCGUCCGAUGAGGAGAAAGAUGACGACACAGACGACUGGAAACCCGACGUCGAGCCGCAGAAACCUGAGAGGAGGAGGCGGCGGCCCAAACCGUACGUGGUGGAGAGAAGCAAGACGCCCUGCAGAGUGUGUGGCGUCUGGUACAAGGUCCUCGGCAGCUUGAUCAAACACGCCUGGAGCCACGUGGACGAGUCGCCGGGCGCCUGCGGAGUCUGCGGUGAACGUCCGGAAUCUGUGGAAGAGUUAAAGAAACAUCUCAGAAACCAACACCAGACCCACGCCUGUUCACACUGUGGGAAGUCGUUCUCCACCGUCACCGGCCUCAGCAUCCACACCACGCUGCACACGGGGAACCGACCCUUCAAGUGCGAAGAUUGCGGCAAAACCUUCGCUCACCGGUCGAGUCUGAGCGCGCACCGCUGGGUUCACGUGGCCGACAAACCGCACAAGUGCGACAUCUGUCCGAAAGCGUUCGGCCUGAUGGCGCAGCUCAAAGCUCACAGGAAGACACACAGCGGUCGAGACAAGUACCAGUGCAACGUCUGCGGCAAACUGAUCUGCGACCUCCGGUCUCUCUCCCGCCACAAGGCCACGCACUCGGGCGAGAGACGCUACGGCUGCGAGGUUUGCGGGAAACGUUUCAAGCUUCCCUUCGCGUUGAAGUCCCACGAGAAGAUCCACACGGUCCGAGAGCGCCGGUACCUCUGCGACAUCUGCUGCAAGACCUUCCUGUCGAACUGCGCCCUGACGAUGCACAUGAGGACGCACAGCGGCGAGCGGCCGUUCCUCUGCGGCGUCUGCAGCAAGGGCUUCAUCUCCAACGGGCAGCUGAAGGCCCACACGCGGGUGCACACCGGGGAGGCGCCGUACGGCUGCUCCCAGUGCGGUCGCUUCUUCAAGAGCAGGACUCACCUGACCAACCACAUCAGGAGCCACUCGGGCAUCAAGCUGUUCGUCUGCGCCGUCUGCGGGAAGGCGUGUUCCCGCCAGGAGCACCUGACCGUCCACAUGAGGACGCACAACGGAGAGAGGCCGUACAAGUGUUCGCUCUGCGACAAGGCGUUCACUCAGAGCCACUGUCUGAAAUCACACAUGAAGAGUCACAGCGCGGAGGAAAAGUCGAGUCUGAGUCCGUCCACCUGAACGCAGCGUUAAAAACAAAUGUCACUUUUGCUUAUUUACGCUAUGUGCUAUAAUGAAAAAAAGCCUCCGGUGCUGGAUUUGAAAAUGUCCAACGAAACUUGAAAAGAAAUCAAGAUUAACAUAAUUUUGUAUAUCCUGCAAAGGUACUGAUCUAAAGCUUGUAGCCGUAGCAACAGCAAAGUUAUUUUAACGCAUGGCGAGAUCACUCCUGCAAAACAUUAACCUUCUUUAAUGAUUAUUAAAUACUGUAGCUCGUGUUGCAUUCAGGGUGAGUGGGAAAUGAGAUGUUUCCUCCAAUCAGAUUGAAUCGUUAUCAAACAAAUGAUCCUUUAUUUCUUAACUACUCUCAAAUCCCACGUGCUCCUGAAGGCAGCAUAAGAUGUGCUUCUUUCCAGCAUUAAGAAUAUAUAAUACAUUCUGUAAAUUUAAAUUGGUGCUUUUUUCUACUACCUACCUUCCCAGUUGUUGGUGUCACGGCAGCUCCAGCAUGUUGUGUUGGUCCAGUAUUCGUUGAGUUCGCGUGUGCACGAGCAUCAGGGCGUGGAUGAUGACACGCAGAACGGGCGUGGCCUCACUCUGGUUCUGAACACACACCAGCUGCAGGAAGUACUGUCGGUCGGGGAGGGCAAGGAAUGCGAACUCGGCCGCCUGGCGAAGCACCCACGGGUGGUAGGGGGCCAACGCCACAUGGUAGGCGUCUCUGAGGUGAAAGAGACACAAGUCAGUGGAAGUUUUUUUUUUUUUUUGCACUAAUUGAAAACCGACUGAAGGACGAGGUCAGUACCUGCUCAGCUCCCCGGGGGUCUUGUAUUGUCCGUGUGCGUCGGGUCCUUCAGACAAACCCUCUAACAUCAGCUUGAGCCACAGCAGAGAGCGAUGCAGCCGCAGCAGCGUCCGGCAGCCCGAGUCCGUGUGGCGGGAGAAGUCCACCACGCCCGCUUUUAGCUCCGCCUCCACCAUCGUUCGAACCGAGCGGUAUGCCUCGAAGGAAACGCAAAGAAAAACUGAGCUCAAACCUGCUCUGUUUGUGAGCAGACGUGUUUUAAACGAGUCGUGCGUCUCACCCCGGUUUUAAGUCCAAACGACGGGGGGGUUUGUCCCUGAGCUCCAUGGACGUCUGCGCUGUGCUGGAGAGACAGAGCUCGGAUCUGGACGACCUUCUCGUUCACCUUCAUGGAGAAUAAACUCACCAUGGUCCCGAGAGACUCCAUGAAACUGAAAGAGACGUAAAGAUGAAGAGGUUUUAUUCAUUUAUUAAAACUACAGGAGGACUUUUCUUCUUAUUUCGGACAUUUUGACGUAAGCCUUUUAACGUUGGGUCGGGUUUUCAAUUUUUAUAAUUCUAUUACAUUUAUCAAUCCCUUUCUCAACUUACUGACUUGCAUCUCUUUUGACUUACUCCACUUAUAACAUCUUAUUUUAUUAUGUAAACUUAUAUUUGACCUCUAUCCUUUUUACAUUUCUUCUAGUAUUUAAACUUCAUUCCUGUGUCUGUCUUUGCUCACGUGUGUGUGUACAGUGUGUAUUUACUUGAGCAGCUGGUCCCAGCUCUGCAGGUACGGCUCCAGAAGGACAUCAUCGUCCUCCUCGUUGGACAGACUGGACUUCAGAUGCAGCAGCAGCUCUCGGACCUGGAACUUCUGACCCGGACACUCCUUAGUAAUGAGCGUGGGUUCGUCCUCCUGCAGGACGUCCCCGGGGACCAGCGGAGGUUCAGGCUGAAAGGAGGAAGAAUAAAGUUCACACAUAGAACAGCUGCAUAUUGUAAACAAACUAAUACAAGUUAAAAGAUGUAUCUUUACUCAUUUACACUUUCAAUAAAGGGCUCAUUUCUUUCAUUCUA
Molecule: messenger RNA, 4558 nt
Organism: Limanda limanda (common dab)
Lineage: Eukaryota; Metazoa; Chordata; Actinopteri; Pleuronectiformes; Pleuronectidae
Product: zinc finger protein 616-like
Exons: 10
Coding region: 43-2715 (890 amino acids)
Source: RefSeq, a predicted model, not a curated record